UCGUCAACUUCUCAAUACACGCCCUUUAUUUCCGUGUGUUUCCUUACUGCGCAUUCAUUCGGUGCUCACGCGCUUCACACCGAUCUGCGGGAGCAUCAGAGCGCACGGUCUCCACAUGGCUCUCCGCUGCAGCCGCACCAUCCCUGCGCUGGGGCUGCUGACACUGGCAAUAGUUGGGAUUCUACUAGUGGUCCUUCCAGCUAGAGAGAGGGAGACACCCCCUGAACACAUGUAUGGAAUUGUUCUGGAUGCAGGCUCAUCCCACACCUCCAUGUACACCUACAAAUGGCCGGCUGACAAGCAAAAUGACACUGGUAUUGUUAUCCAGCACAACGAGUGUCAUGUAGAAGGUGGAGGGAUAUCUAGCUAUGCAGGUUUUCCUGGUGGUGCAGCAAAAAGUCUGGAGAUCUGUCUAGAACGAGCUGUGAAGGAUAUCCCCAAAUACAGGCACCACCAAACUUCACUCUAUCUGGGAGCUACUGCAGGCAUGAGACUUUUGAAUAUCAUCAAUGCCACAGAGUCCCAGCGGGUACUGAAGGAAGUGGAGAACAAACUGCGGUCUUACCCUUUCAAAUUCAAAAAUGCAACCAUCCUAGGAGGACAGGAGGAGGGGGCAUAUGGCUGGGUUACAGUCAACUACUUACUUGAAAACUUUGUGAAGUUCGGUUUUGUCGGGCGAUGGCUGAAUCCAGGCAGAGAGACAGUUGGAGCCUUGGAUUUAGGGGGAGCUUCCACACAGAUUGCUUUUGAGACCUCGGAAAAGGUGGAGGACAAGGAUAAUGUGAUGGAGUUGAAGCUUUACGGACAAACCUACAGACUGUACACCCAGAGCUUCUUGUGCUAUGGCCAAGACCAGUUCCUGCGGAAACUGCUGGCUCAUCUUAUCACGACUGCAGGUGUAAAGCCCCAGGUGGCUCAUCCCUGCUAUCCACAACAGUUCAACGUAUCUAUCACGCUGGGGAAGGAUGUCUUUAAUUCUCCAUGCACAAAGAGUUACAGACCAGCCCAGUAUGACCCCCAGAUGACCAUAUCAGUAGUGGGCACAGGAGACUACCAGAGCUGCCUGGACAACAUCAAAAAGUUGUUCUCCUUCGACAACUGCUCUUACUCAAAGUGCUCUUUUAAUGGAGUCUUCCAACCCAACGUGAGAGGAAGCUUCAUGGCAUUCUCUGCCUUCUUCUUCACCAGUAACUACAUCAAACUCCUCACCAACAUCCCUGUCACGUCCCCCAGUCGACUGAAGGAGGCUAAUCGACUCAUCUGCAACAUGACCAUGGCUGAGAUGACUCAAAAGACAAAGCAGAAAGAGAAACACAUGAAGAAUACAUGUGCCGUCUCCAAUUUCGUCCAGGUCCUGUUACUGCAGGGCUACAGUUUCGAUGAGCACUCCCUUCCCUCCAUCUCUUUCCAGAAAAAGGCAGGAGGAGCUUCGGUAGGCUGGGCUUUGGGGUGCAUGCUGACUCUGAGCAAUCUGGUACCAGCAGAGAGUCUAGGAAUGAGGAAGGCUCUGCCCCCAGGGCCCUGGGCUGGCAUUCUCUUCCUGUUCAUCACCCUCCUCCUCGGUGCUUUGGGAUACCUACUGAUGAUGAUCUACAGAAACGCAAGAUUUAAAGAGGGCAUGGUGUAAGAGCAAGGCUGACCCACCUUCAUAUUACUCUUGGAGAAGGCAUGUGACCGUCCAAAAAAAAAUUAUGUGUGCACAACUGUGUGUAAGUGAAAUCAGAAAAGCAGUAAAAUACUAUAAUGUCCUGGAGUCAUUUAAAGCCACCAAACAACAAUUAAUCAUUGCUGUGAUCACUAUUAUUAUUUCUCAUCAUAUUAAUAAAAAUAAUAAACACAAAUACUCCUAAUAAG
Messenger RNA from Cyclopterus lumpus (lumpfish), 1854 nucleotides. RefSeq names its product ectonucleoside triphosphate diphosphohydrolase 2-like. Bases 116 to 1627 code for a protein of 503 amino acids. Gene Ontology annotation, biological process: nucleoside diphosphate catabolic process. Lineage: Eukaryota; Metazoa; Chordata; Actinopteri; Perciformes; Cyclopteridae. Gene Ontology annotation, molecular function: UDP phosphatase activity; GDP phosphatase activity. The transcript has 9 exons. Gene Ontology annotation, cellular component: plasma membrane. The record is from RefSeq and is a predicted model, not a curated record.